UCGAUUGUGCAGACUUGUGCAGGAGCUGUAAUCUUGACUGAUGUUGUGUUCUGGUGUCUUAUCCUGCCAUUUGAAUCCAACCAACAUUUUCAAUUGACCAUGUUGACUGGGCUCAUGCACUCUGUGAAUCUUGUCUUCCUGAUCAUUGAUACAGCUCUCAACAGCCUUCCGUUUCCAUGGUUCCGGAUAGCGUAUUUUGUGCAGUGGAGUUGCAUCUACAUAGUUUUCCAGUGGGUUCUUCACGCCUGUGGUCUUUCAUGGUGGCCGUACCCGUUCUUGGAGCUGAGUACGCCAUGGGCGCCAUUAUGGUACUUCUGCUUGGCUCUGGUGCACGUCCCUUGCUAUGGGAUUUAUUUUCUCCUUGUGAAAGCCAAAUACUCGAUCCUCCCCAAAUGGUUCCCCGCUGCUUUUGUUCUCACUUCUUCAUUAUGAUUCUCUUCCCUAUUCCUGAAGAUCUUGGACUCAGCGGCGGAUACAGAAUAGGGUAGAGCAUUGGGACCACAUUUGAAAAGAGACGGAGAAGACUAGACCGUAAUUCCACGAGAACAUAAACGAAUACCUAAAAUCGAAAAUUUAUAAGAGGUAUACUAGCUCCGGAUCCGAGGAGGGCUGGGUCGUGGCCCGAGGGCGGCCCCCCCUUGAUCCGCCGCUGGUUGGACUGUAUGGCUCAAAUUUACAGUAGUUCACGUGCUUCCAUCGAUUCCUUUCCAGUACAAAAUUUAGUGAUUUGUUUUGUGACGACGAGAUUUCUUAACGCAUCUAGACAUUUCGUACUAUCUUUGUCACGAUAAUCUUAUUGUGUCCGUGUUGUUAGUAAUGUGGC
This is a messenger RNA of Linum tenue, 823 nucleotides long. The record is from the annotation of a GenBank genome assembly. NCBI's taxonomy places the organism in Eukaryota, Viridiplantae, Streptophyta, Magnoliopsida, Malpighiales, Linaceae.